AUCGUGGGGCCGGAUUGACCAAUUUUGGGGCCGGGUUGACCAAUUUUGAGGCCGGGUUGACUUGGGGCCGGGUUGACUUGUACCGCAUUUAAACCAGUCCAAAUAAUCAGCCAUUGAGGCGCUUGUUAAGCGUUUUACAAGAGGCGCUUGUCAAGCGUUUUACAACAUAGAUUUGAAAAUGGCGGCGCCCGCUAACUAAGGAUUUUUUCGCAGCUCAUUAGGUUUGGGAUAUAUAUUUUUUUGAAUUUUUCAUUAACUUUUAAUUUGAUUUCUUUUGAAUUGAUACGCGUCAUACAUGUUAUCUAAGAGCGCUACAGCCCUCGCGGGGCCUUUGGCCCCGCACGGACUUUCCGCAUAUAAACCAUACCAACUUGUCAGACAAAAGUCAGGGACUGGAAGUAACAAUAUAGUCACUAAAUUUAUUGUACGGAGAAUUCCAAUCGUCCGAGACAAACAUUCAAAGUUACUGUCUCUUGGAAGCACCUCCCUAAAGUUUAAACUAUUUCUAAACAAAAAACCUCUAUCUGGAUACAGAAUAAUAAAUUUAGAGAACUUAAAAGACCAUGUCGCAGUUAUAUCGACCCAUAGUUGCAUAUGUGAAAAAGCAAGAGCAUUGGCUGCAAAUGGCAAACCCCCAAUCAUUCUUAGAUCUGAGAAAUGUAAAAGUGGAUUAUUUAGUAUCCUACUAGCUAUUUGUGAAGGCUGUAAACAAGAAUUCUGCUUAAAUACAAGCCAAAAACAAGGAAACGGUCAAUAUGAUAUAAAUGUAAGGGCAGUAUGGGGAACUAUGGCUAGUGGUGGUGGAGCAACUGACAUACGGGAACAACUUUCAACAAUGAACAUACCCCAGUUGACUUCAAAUAUGUUUUCUUCUCUGGAAGAUCAAAUUGGAAAAUGGUGGGAGGAUGCUUUAAAGGAAGAAAUGGGAAAGGCCGGAGCUGAGGAGAGGAGAAUAGCUAUUGAGAAAGGUAAUUUUCAUGAUGGUAUUCCAGCUAUCACUGUUAUAUGUGAUGGUGGGUGGUCAAAGCGGACAUACAAACACACAUACAAUGCUUAUGGUGGAGUUGGUGUCAUUUUUGGAGCUGAAACCAAAAAAUUGCUUUAUAUUGGUGUAAGAAAUAAGCACUGUGUUAUUUGCAAGCAGGCCAAAAAUAAGACAGUUGAACCUAAAUCACACAAUUGUUAUAAAAAUUGGAGUGAAAGCUCUCAGGCAAUGGAAGCUGACAUUAUUUUAAAUGGUUUCUUGCAAGCAGAAACAUCUCAUGGAGUAAGGUACACAAAAAUAAUUGCUGAUGGAGACAGCUCUGUGUUCCCACAACUGCAGGAAAAAGUGCCAGUUUGGGGAACAUCAAUUGAAAAACUUGAGUGUGCUAAUCAUACUUGCAAAUGUUUGCGGUCAAAUCUAGAAAAGCUUGUUAUUGAAAAACCCCAUUAUAAAGGCAAAGGGAAAUUAACAAAAAUUAACAGAUUAAGAUUAACAACAGCCGUAAGAUGUGCUAUACGCAUGAGGUCCAAAGAUCAAAAUGUAAAGCAACUGAGAAAAGAUAUCAUUAAUUCAGUUUACCAUGUCCUUGGUUUUCAUGACCGAUGCAGUGACUUUUGCAAAAAAAAAGUAAAACAUACAAUGGAUAAUGAUGGUGAUGAUAAUGAUAAUGAAUUGAACUUUGACAAUGAAUCAUUUGAUGACAUUUUUGAAAGCCAGUAUGAGUACUGGAAGUUACCAUCUGAAAAAGAAAUGGAAAGUUCAAGACAUGCAUCAAAAAAUAAAUGUCAAAAAUCCGAACUGAAAGAACUGGUUAAAGAUGUUCAAUUUUUUUUAAACAGAAUAGCAGAUAAAAGUCAUAGACUUAUAGGAAAUUUCACCAUAAAUUUAUGUGAAAGUUGGAUGGCUAUUAGAGCAAAGUUUGAUGGGGGAAAAGUAAUAAAUAGAUGUUCCCGUGGUUCUUGGAAUGCACGAUGCUACGGGGGUGCGUUGAGGAAAAAUAUAGGAGUUGAAUGGUCACCCAUCACUUUCAACCAUGUAACUAAGGAACCUGCUGGAGUUUUUUUUUUAAGCGGUGUUAGACGACAAGCACAACUUUUGAAUGCUUCAUCUAAAUACAAGGCAAAACCUGAUAGUAAAAAUGUAAGAAGAAAAAGAAAACUAGAAGACAUAGCAGUGAACAAUUCAAAGAAAGCUAAACUUCAUUAUGGAAGUAAUUUAGACGAUUCACCAGAUGUUUCCCAGUCCAAAUUAAAAGAACUAUGUGAUAAUUUCUUAAAAAGUCAGGUUAAAAUUUCAGAUACAGACAUUUUAAAUAUUCAAAAUAAUACAAUUGAUCAGUCUUUAAGUGAUACAUGGAGAAAAGAAAGGAAUAUAAGAUUGACAAGUUCAAACUUUGGAAAAGUCAUGGCCAGAAGAUCAACAAACGUCUCCUCAGCUCUGGUAAAAAAUAUGCUGUACAGUAAAUUCCAAGGUAACAUACACACUAUUAGAGGUUUGACACAAGAGCAAAAUACAAUAAUUGAAUACAAAAACCAAAAGGGAAAUGUAGAAGUUAGUAAAACUGGAUUAAAAAUAUGUAAGAGUCAUCCAUAUUUAGCAGCAUCAACAGAUGGAAUUGUUCAAACCAAAAGUGACACUGGACUUUUAGAAAUUAAAAAUUUGCUACAGACAAAUUCAUACAUGAUAAAACAGGCCAUAGGGAAAGUACAAAAUUUUUGCCUUCAACAGUCAAACAACAAGGUACAACUAAAAAGAGAACAUGAGUAUUACUUUCAAAUUCAAGGCCAACUGAACAUAUUUGAAAUUGAAUGGUGUGAUUUUGUUAUAAGGAGGACCAACCCAUAUGAUUUAUAUAUUGAAAGGAUUAAAAGAGAUAAAAACUUAUGGACAUUGAAAAUGGUUCCAAAAUUAAAAUGUUUUUACAUGAAAUUUAUUCUUCCGGAAUUAUCACUUCCAAGAUAUGGAACAUACACUGGCAUUAGGCAACCUGAAAAACCAUGGGUAGGUUUAAUACCAGUAAGAUUCAUAAGAUGUUCCAAAUGUUUAAAAAAAAUAAAUAAAAAAAUUAAAUUGUCAUACUGUAAUAUUAAUUAAGGUAUUAGCACCCUAAUGCAUUACCUCCGCUUUGAAGAGUAUUCAAAUAGGCUAGAAUUACUGUUAACUACAUUGAAAAUGAGGGCCAUGGGUUCAAUCCCCAGAAGGUUCAACUUUUUUUUUUCUUUCUUUUUUUUCUUUUAACAUUAUUUAUGUAUCUCUCAUGUCCCAUAUGGAAAGAAAAAAGUGUUUAAUAUUGAAUUUUUAAUUUAUAUAGGUAUUUAUUGGCUAAAUUAUGCUAAAUCUAGUGAUAAAUAUGGUACCUGAUAUUUUCAAAGUGUAAUAUAAUCAAAACUAGACGGUAAAAGUAUUUAAUAUUUUACAAGAUCAACCAAUAUACUUUUUUAAAAAUUUAGGGAAACUUUGAAAACAGGCGCUCAUUUGGGUAAAUUUUAAGAUUUUUUUUAAUUAGGCUCCCUAAGUAGAAAAAUGGUAAGACAUGUGGUAAAAAUGGGUGGGGUAGGGUAACAUUUUUAUACAGAUUUCAUAAAUUUUAAGUAGGAACCAUAAUUUUGCUUAUGUGGAUUGUUAGCUGAAUGGUACUAUUUGUUUCUUACCAAAAAUUAAGGGGAAAACAUUUUUCAUUAGAAUGUUAUUGCAGAUUAUUUAAAGGUUCCUCAUUUCUAAAAAAGGGCCCUCAUAACAUCCUAGCUUGAGUUCAGAAAAGUGGACAUAACUUGAUUUCCGUACGGUAAACUUUGUUUA
Molecule: messenger RNA, 3784 nt
Organism: Ruditapes philippinarum (Manila clam)
Lineage: Eukaryota; Metazoa; Mollusca; Bivalvia; Venerida; Veneridae
Exons: 1
Coding region: 296-3079 (927 amino acids)
Source: RefSeq, a predicted model, not a curated record